This is a messenger RNA of Theileria equi strain WA, 2007 nucleotides long. RefSeq lists its product as hypothetical. Gene Ontology annotation, cellular component: nucleoplasm. The coding region runs from base 1 to 1983 and encodes 660 amino acids. The transcript has a single exon. The record is from RefSeq and is a predicted model, not a curated record. Gene Ontology annotation, molecular function: transcription corepressor activity; histone deacetylase binding. NCBI's taxonomy places the organism in Eukaryota, Apicomplexa, Aconoidasida, Piroplasmida, Theileriidae. Gene Ontology annotation, biological process: negative regulation of transcription by RNA polymerase II.
AUGAAGCGUACCAGGUAUUACGACAGCAGGAGUCGCUAUAACUCUGGAGAAUCCCACGAUUACUACACAAGGGGUUACAGUAGGAAGAGAUAUUCUCCCAGCGAUGACUGGUAUGACACAAAGUACAAUAGAAAAGACUAUAAAUAUAGCAGCAGAACAAGCAAAGAUACCAGAACACGUAGUUACAGACAAAAUGCUGACACAGCAUCAUCUAAUCGCAAUUUAAAAUCAGAAUCACAUUUUAACGAGGCCACCUCCGAUAAACCUUAUAGAAACGGAGCUGACAUACCACGAUCUUUUAACAAUGACUACAUCGUAACUAGAAGAAGAGCAAGCUUCCUUCCGAGAACGGUGGAACCAAGCCCUGUAAAGACCCAUUUCAAGCGUAGUUCCUUUAGACGUGAAGAACCUGUAUCGUCUAGACAAGAUGAGGUUUCACCCAGACCUACAGCUUCAUCUAGAUUGGGUAGUACAUAUGGAACAAGGAGUAGUGUUUCAAGUAGUUUGGACUAUGUGAACGAUGCUUCCGUAUCUCUCAAGGACACACCCAGCACGCCUUUGCCAAAAAUUAACCAUUUUGAGGAUAUCAGGAAUAAAGAAUCAAUAAUAAAGGGGGAGAGUGUCCCAAAGAAACGGGGUAUAAAUAGUAUAAGCUCUAUAGGUAGUAGAGCUAGUUAUGAAAGUGUCAAUAGCAAUGCCACAGCGGAUAGUUUUGAUGUGCCGAUAUUUUCUACAGAGAAUCAGGCCAGUUCUGUUGCACAAAAUGAUUCACCCGUUGCAUCUGAUACUAAGGAUCAGACCAUUCCAACCACUGAUUGCCCGCCCAGUAAUGAUAAUGAACUGAAUGCAGACUCGACACUAAACAAUGACCAACUUUCCGACGCAACUACGCCAAAGGCUGAAAUUACAGAGGAAAAGCCAGAGGAUGCACAAGAUGAAAAACCAUUAGUCCCUAUUGUAGUUAAGCGACCUAGAGGUAGGCCAGCUAAGAAGAAAAUUUUGAAUCCUGCAGUUGCACCUGUAGAUGGCACUGGCCAGCCUGCUGAAGAUGACGGAGUUCCAAAGGUUCCAAAAAAAAGAAGAAGAACUAAAAAAGCAGACAAAGAAAGUAAAUCUAGGACAGCAAAAGAUAAAGUUGGUAGUACAGUUACACAUAACAAGUAUACUAGACACUCUGAGAGUUGUUACGCAGCGGAAUUGAAACUGGCGAUAGAGAUGUCCAUGAAGGAGAUUGGUGAAGAUGUAGAUCAGAAACAGGACCAUGAUACAUUAGCACAAGGUAGUUUGAGUUCAAUGAAGCUUGUAAAGAGGGAAGCCGAUGCCCAUGCAGAAAGUGAUGCGAGCAGUGUUUCUUCAUCGUCAGACUCAAAAGACAGUGAUUAUACUAGCGUAAAAAAGCCAAAAAUAAAGAAGCAAAGGGCUGUACGAACGAAGGAAAAGAAAGAGUCCAAAAGAAAAGGUUCUGCAGCCAAGGGUGGCAAGAGAGGUAAACGAUCAAAGGAUGCUGGCUCAAAAUCUGGAAAGAAAUCUUCAUCUACAACAACCACUUCUACUAUAGUUCCAAAGAAGGAAUCCGCAGAGUACAAUGAGAGCCAGCUUAAAAUGUCCGCAUUUGAAGAAUAUUUGGACAUGAGCGAACGUUUUUAUUGCGGAAAGCCUAUAUGCCAGAGUGACGAAUCAAAGUCGAAUGACUCACAGGAGGAUGACGAGAACCUAUUCAAGUUCGACUGUUCUAAAUUGGCGAUAAACUACAGGGUAUCCUUCAACAUUCUCAAGUCCGACUUUAGACAGCCGCAAAUUGUUGACCUUUGGGGACCGAAGGAGAUUGUACUUUUUGAGCUUGGAUUAUUUAAAUACGGCAAGGAGUUUCACGAAAUUCAGCGCGAUAUUCCGACGAAAUCGGUGAAGGAGAUUGUGGACAUGUAUUACCUCUGGAAGAAGACUAGCCGGUACCGCAUCUGGAAGGCUAACAGAUACUAUUAGGUGUUUUUAAUAUAUCAUCAAACU